Molecule: messenger RNA, 3243 nt
Organism: Momordica charantia (bitter melon)
Lineage: Eukaryota; Viridiplantae; Streptophyta; Magnoliopsida; Cucurbitales; Cucurbitaceae
Product: protein SPA1-RELATED 3
Biological process (GO): protein phosphorylation; photomorphogenesis
Molecular function (GO): ATP binding; protein kinase activity; protein binding
Source: RefSeq, a predicted model, not a curated record
AAAAAAGAGGAAAAUUGGUGGGAAAUUUGAGAAAGGGCACAACUUGGUUUCGGAGCGAGCACAGGGGGGCGAAAAAAUAAUUGGGAAUUUAUUUUAUUUUAUAGUAUCGAUUAUAAACGGUCCGUGUUUUUUGUGGGAAGAUUUUGUGUGCUCUUUUUUUGUUUCCUCAUUUUUUUAGUGAAAAAGUACAGAGAUUUUAUGAGGUGGUGGUGAUUUUGGGCGGGGUGCGAACUAAAACAUCGGUUUCUCUGGUGGAGUGAGUGCUCUCACCGCUCGGGGCUGGCCUUGCAGAACCUGAAUUCUGCUAUUUCAUGACGAUUUUUGUGACCAUCUUGCUAUUUAGCUUCUUCAUGAAGCAGGGGAAUUGAUCACAGGAGUCUGUGAAGUUGAGGUUUCUUGGGCUUUCAGGAAGAUGGGGAUAUUGAUCAGUUUUUGCGCUCGUUUGUGAGGUACUAAUAUAGAGUGAUAAUGGUAGAAGACAGGGAUUGUGAUAGUAGUGGCAUGAUAUAUCCAAUCAUCGGAUGUGUGUGUACCGGUUUACAUGCAGCUUUAAGUGGAUGACAAUGGAGACAUCAUCUGAUCACCUUAAGAACCAGGACGAUUCAUCUGGGGUUUGUGAGGAAGAUAUACUGGCCGACCCCUAUGUGCGUUCUAUUAAAUGGAGUGAUGUUAGCUUGAGGCAAUGGUUGGAUAAGCCAGAAAGAUCUGUGAAUGCUCUGGAGUGCCUUCAUAUAUUUAGGCAAAUAGUGGAGAUUGUUAACAUAGCUCAUUCACAAGGCAUUGUUGUUCAUAAUGUGCGUCCUUCAUGCUUUGUGAUGUCCUCUUUCAACCACGUAACUUUUAUUGAGUCUGCAUCAUGUUCAGAUUCUGGCUCUGAUUCUCUUGAGGAUGGACUAAAUAGUCAAAUUGCAGAGGUCAAAAAAUCAUCUUCUCCCUUCCCAAGCAGCCAUGGAAGCGAGGGGUUUCGAUCAGUUAUGACCCCCAUAAAUACUUUGUCGGAAACUAGUUGUAUGCAGUCCAGUUCAGUAUAUGCAGCACAUAUGCCAUUAAACGAAGGGUCUGGAGAAUGUAGAAAGAAAGAUAGAAGACAUAUUGAAGAAGCAGAAGAUAAGAUGCAAUCAUUUCCAAUGAAACAGAUAUUGGCCGUGGAGACUACUUGGUACACUAGCCCCGAAGAGGCUUCUGGUGGCCCCAGUUCCAGUGCUUCAGAUAUAUACCGUUUAGGAGUUCUUCUUUUUGAGUUAUUCUGCUCCUUCAGCUCGAGAGAAGGGAAGAGUAAAACUAUGUCGAGCUUGAGACAUAGAGUGCUUCCUCCUCAAUUGCUGUUGAAGUGGCCAAAAGAAGCUUCAUUUUGCUUAUGGUUACUGCAUCCUGAGCCAAGUAAUCGGCCUAAGCUAAGUGAGUUAUUGCAGAGUGAAUUUCUUAAUGAACCAAGAGAUGAUCUAGAAGAACGUGAAGCAGCAAUCGAGCUUAGAAAAAGAAUUGAGGAGCAGGAUUUGCUGCUAGAAUUUCUUUUGCUUACACAACAAAGAAAACAGGAAGCUGCUCAUAGGUUGCAAGAUACUGUAUCAUUUCUGUGCAAUGACAUCGAACAAGUCACGAGACACCAAACUAAUUUCAGGAAAAAGAAUGGUUCUUGCCCAGAUCUUGAGAAGGACAAUCAUUUGCAAUUAAAUUUCCCUUCAAUGACUCCUGUUGAAAAUACUGAUUCUGCUAGCUUGGGGUCAAGGAAACGAUUUAGGCCAGGAAUUUUGAUCCAUGAUAUGGAAGCAUGCGGUGAUAAUCUUGAUGACAGUGAGAAGUCAAGCUCAGCUAAUGAAAAUGAACAAGGCGUACUUUUUAAGAGUUCUCGGUUGAUGAAGAACUUGAAGAAAUUGGAGCUAGCAUAUCUUUUGAUGAGAGGUAGGGUAAACAAGCCAUCGGGGAGGCAGUUUGUUAAGCACUCGUCUAUAAGUAGUGAUGGUAGAGGGUCGGUUGUUAUGACUGAAAGAAGUUCAGUUAAUAAUUUGGCUCCCAAAGAGAGUUGCAAUGAUAAUAGACAAGGUGGGUGGAUAAGUCCAUUCCUGGAGGGUUUGUGCAAGUAUCUAUCCUUUAGCAAGUUAAAAGUCAAGGCAGACUUGCAGCAAGGCGAUCUGUUGAAUUCCUCCAACCUAGUAUGUUCUCUCAGUUUUGACCGUGAUGGAGAAUUUUUUGCCACAGCCGGUGUUAAUAGGAAAAUCAAAGUGUUUGGAUAUGACUCAAUCAUAAAUGAAGACCGUGAUAUUCAUUACCCUGUUGUUGAAAUGGGUAGCAGGUCAAAACUAAGCAGUGUUUGUUGGAAUCGUUACAUCAAAAGUCAAAUUGCUUCAAGUAACUUUGAGGGCAUAGUGCAGGUGUGGGAUGUCACAAGAAGUCAAGUAGUCACUGAAAUGGGAGAACACGAGAGGCGCGUAUGGUCCAUCGACUUCUCAUCAGCCGAUCCAACAAUGUUGGCUAGCGGGAGUGAUGAUGGUUCUGUUAAGCUAUGGAGUAUCAAUCAGGCAAUUCUAUUUUUGCACUUGGGUACAAGUAUUGGCACAAUCAGAACAAAAGCCAAUGUCUGCUGUGUACAGUUUCCUGCGGAUUCUGGUCGGUCCCUCGCAUUUGGUUCAGCAGAUCACAAAAUUUAUUACUAUGAUAUUCGGAAUAUAAGAGUUCCUUUGUGCACCUUCACUGGACAUAACAAAACUGUAAGUUACGUCAAGUAUAUAGACUCGAGCACACUUGUUUCUGCAUCCACUGACAACACCUUGAAGCUCUGGGAUUUGUCCACAUUCACCUCUCGGGUUGUCGAUUCCCCAGUCCAGUCAUUCACGGGCCACAUGAAUGUAAAGAACUUCGUGGGACUAUCAGUCUCUGAUGGGUACAUUGCUACAGGUUCAGAGACAAAUGAGGUUUUUAUCUACCACAAAGCCUUUCCAAUGCCAGCAUUGUCGUACAAGUUUCAAAUGGAUCCUCUUUCCAGACACGAAAUGGACCACACCGUGCAGUUUAUCUCUUCAGUUUGUUGGCGUGGCCAGUCGUCUUCAUUAGUAGCUGCUAACUCAACUGGGCAUAUCAAAAUUUUGGAAAUGGUUUAGAGAGAGCCAAUGGUAUUUAAAUAAGGGUAAGUGUUUGCAGAAAAUAUUGAGGCAGAGUAGUAUGUUGUAUACCCAAGAAGCUUGUGCAGCUAUAUAGUUUUUACAGAAGGUUAGAUCUUUAAUAUUGAGCAACAGUAAUUUGGCA